Orbilia oligospora ATCC 24927 is the source of this 4548-nucleotide messenger RNA. RefSeq lists its product as uncharacterized. Gene Ontology annotation, molecular function: ATP binding; ATP-dependent chromatin remodeler activity; DNA binding. Gene Ontology annotation, cellular component: nucleus. NCBI's taxonomy places the organism in Eukaryota, Fungi, Ascomycota, Orbiliomycetes, Orbiliales, Orbiliaceae. Bases 1 to 4548 code for a protein of 1515 amino acids. The transcript is spliced from 7 exons. The record is from RefSeq and is a predicted model, not a curated record. Gene Ontology annotation, biological process: positive regulation of transcription by RNA polymerase II.
AUGUUCAGUCCUUUCGGCAAUAGUCCUGCUGCUGCUGCGAAUCCGCCUCAGUCGCCAUCCGAACCGCCUGGAGCUCCUAGCUCUGGUCCUGUUGAUAGAUCGAGAACUGCAUCACCAACAAAACCGGGACAAGGAACUCUGUUGACAAUUCAAGGCAAAAAAAUGGCUGCUGCUAGAUCUAGAGCACAGACUCCUACGCUAGAGGCCUCCUCGGCUGACACAUCGCUCAAUAUUGAUUCAGCAGAAGCUGGCAAUGGCAAUGUUAUCACGGCCUCAAGCCAGAACCCUGUUUUAGCUACCCCCACAUCUGAGCAGAAGGACGAUAACGGCUAUCACUCCUCUUCCCACUCUGACAGAGGUCCCCAAGGCGACUAUCAUCCUUCUUCUCACUCAGAGCCGGACGACGAAGAAGAAGAGGACGAAGGUUCAGAGUUCGAAUCAAAGAAACCGCAAUUCAUUCCGAUCAGAACAACAAUCACAGCCGCUCCAAGUCCACAAAAGCCCAACCAAGUAGGCACACCACGAAUGAUGAUAAAACGAGUCUCAAUGACAAACGUCACCACCUCACCAAUCUCUGGAAGCAAAUACGUCAACGUCCCCGGGGUCUUGAUCGGCAGUCGAACUUUCCGUGACCGAUCUAACAUAAGGAAACCCAUCUCAUUUGAAACCAUGCCGGUAGCCGUCUCUAAGAGACGCGGUCUCUCAAAGAGAGAGCAAAUCAGAAGAAGUAGACAGGAAGAGAGGAACGAACGAUUCGCCAUCGCACCAAAGAGGCAAUCACUCAGUCGGAACGCGAAGAACACAGCCCAAGGACGAUUUAAAGAAGAACUAUCAGAUUACGACGACCUCUUCUCCUCGGAUGAAGGAUCCGGAGCGAUGUCAGGUGUAGGCAGUGAUGAAGACGAAAGGCCAAAGAGGAGGACAGCAUCUUCAAGAGCGGCCCCUAAGAGAAGUAUCUUUGAGGAACCCGAGAACGAAGACAUGACCAGGGCCCAGAUACGCGCCGCUCUCACAGCUGAAACCGCUCGACGACGUAGCAACUUCCUUAUCACUCACAAAGACACUUUCCAGCCGUUGGUUGGCGAUAGCAACUACCUAAAGAAGCUCGAGGAAGAAUAUGGCAGCACCGUCGAAUCACCGAUUCCGUUCGAGCUAUUAGAAAGCCAGCCCAAAGAGAUCCAAGCUACUAUGAAACCUUACCAGGUUGAGGGUCUCUCCUGGCUUCUUUGGUUAAAUAAGAAUGGCCUUUCAGGUAUCCUGGGGGACGAGAUGGGUCUCGGAAAAACCCUUCAGACGUUAUCCCUAUUCUCCUUUAUCUCUUCCCAGGCUGCUAGCGAAAUCGACAAAUCGCACCCACAUCGACCUUUCCUCGUUGUCUGCCCAUUGAGCGUCCUUACAAGUUGGGUCAACGAAGCGAAAAAGUUUGUCCCACAUUUACGAGCUAUGCGACUUCACGGACCGAUCAAAGAGCGUAUGCGGUUGAAGCGACUGGCUGAGAAGGGCCUAGAGAGCGGCAAGGACGGAAGCGAAAACCCAGUACAUCCAGAAAAUCCCAAGCGUGGCUGGGAUAUCAUCGUUACCUCGUACGACACCUUCGUAGCCGAGAAAGUCUGGUUCAAAAGGGCCUUUAUUUGGCGAUACGUUGCUUUGGACGAGGGGCACCAGAUUAAAAAUUCCGAGACGUUAUCUUCCCAGUCUCUUCAAUCCAUUAACGCUGAAUACCGUCUGAUCCUCACCGGUACCCCUAUCCAGAACAACUUGUUCGAACUUUGGUCUUUAGUUCAUUGGCUGUAUCCCGAAGUGUUCACUAAUCGUACAUGCGACGAAUGGCGUCAGGCCUUUGAUCUAACUCGCGGGAAAGUUGACACCAGCUUUGUUGACUGUUCUCGCAAUUUGUUGGAGCUUAUCAUGAAGCGGCGCACAAAACAAUCCCCAGGAAUCAGUCUUGGCAUUCCAGACAAGGAGGAAGUCAUCCUCUACGUCCCGCUUUCACCCAUGCAGAGGAUGUGGUACACAAUGAUCCUUACAAAACUAGACAAUCCUAUGCUCGAGCGUCUCUUUAAAAACUCCAAGGAUAAAGAGUCCGUAGAUAAAACCGCCGCCAAAGAAGAGGCUAGACGACUCGACAAUGUCGAAAUAAGGGUCGACAACGAUGGCGAGGAGGUCACUAUCAAGGCGGACAAUGAAGAAUGGAACGAAGUGCAGGAGGCCGUCAAGAAGAGCAUUGAGCAGGUCAAAUCCGACCCUUCGUGGCGCAAACUCAUGAACAUUCUUAUACAACUCCGCAAAAUUUGCAACCACCCCUAUCUCAUCCCUGCCGCAGAGCCUGAGCCGUACCAACUUGGACAGCACAUCAUCACCGCAUCAGGAAAGUUCAUGGUUUUGGAGAAACUUAUCAGACAACUAGUUAUCUUACAAGGCCGUAAGGUGUUGAUAUUUUCCAACUUUACAAAAACGCUAGACAUCUGUGAAGAGUUUUUACAAAUCAUUGGCGGCGAUGGCUCUCAAUUCGAGUACUUGCGAUUGGAUGGAUCGACAGGCCGGGCGCGCAGAAAUCUUAGUAUCAGACUGUUCAACCAGGCCGGAUCUCCAUACAAGGUAUUCUUGAUUUCGACCAAAGCCGGUGGUUUGGGUAUCAACUUGACGAGUGCGACAGAGGUGGUCAUGAUCGAUGCUAACUGGAACCCACAAGCCGACUUGCAAGCAAUGGCAAGAUCGCACCGUAUCGGCCAAACCAAGAAGGUAACUGUCUACAAACUUGUUACACAAGGUACGGUAGAAGAGCAAAUGAUUGGACGUAUCCAGAAGAAGCUGUACCUGUCUGCCAAAGUUACGGAGUCGAUGCGCGACAUCCAUGGCUCCAAAAAGCCAGCCGUUGGCCCCUCUUCUGUCGCGGACGAAGAAGACGACGCGCCUAAGUUUACUAUGAAUCAAUUGAUGACCCUCGUCCGACGUGGAGCUCAAGCGAUUGCGCGACCCGAAAUUGAUCCAAAGGAAAUGAUGGCAUGGGACUGGGAAACAAUGUUGGAGAAAUGCAAGAAUUAUACGGUUGUGGAUCAUGACGGAGAUGACCAGGAUGAAGAUGAGACGACAAAGAAGGAACGCGAAGAGGAAUGGUUGAAUAGUGCUGAGAAGGUAGAGACAAGGCUUUUUGAGGGAAAGAAAAUGGGCAAGGAAGAAAUGGAGAAGCAAGUCAAGGCUGCUACAGAAGCCGAGCUGGAUAGGAGCGACAGACGAGCAGGAAAGAAUCGAACUGUCAUGGUUGACGGAUACGAGGUCUUGAAGGAAACAGUCGGGAACGAUCAAUGGGAAGCAGUAGCUACCAUGGCCGGGAAAGAUCCUCGUUUGAAGGAUCCACCAAAGCGAAAGAAGGCCAAGAUCACCAAUCAGGACUACUGCCAAGUCUGUACCGACGGUGGAGAUAUCGUCUGCUGUUCGAGUUGCCCACGUUCCUACCACUACGAUUGUCUCGAUGAAGAGCACAAGUACAAGAGUAAUGGAAAAAUGCAGUAUCAUUGCUCGCAGCAUGAGUGCCACGACUGUGAACAGAAAACAUCAGACGCUGGUAACAUGCUUUACCGAUGCCGCUUCUGUGAACGUGCUUACUGCGAGGAUUGCCUCGACUUCGAUAACGCUAAACUUAUUGGAGACGAAAUCCUGGAAUACCAACUUCUCGAUUACUAUGCCAUUCCACAAGCCUUCUAUGUUGAAUGCCACAAUUGUGUUGAAAGUCGAAAGGAUCCCGAGUACAAUGCUACCUGCCUUAACAUCAUCAGGGAAGCAGAAGAGGAGCGCGAUCGAAGACAGAAAGUAAAAGAGGAAGAAGUCGCCGAGGCGAAGAAGAAGGCUGAGAAGAUGGAGGUUGAGAGCAUGACGGACGGUACGACAAUUGCCGGUGGAAGUAGUGGAAUUAUCACGCCUGCUGGGGAAGUUGACGGAGACAACAACGUCAUCAUAGUGGAUGCCGAUGAUGUCGAUUCGACUGAGACCACGGGCGGAAAGAAACGAAAGACGAGGGGGAAAGCGGCGGUCAAGAAAGAGAAUGUUAAGGUGGGAAGAGGCAAAGGUACUCGAAAGGGGAAGAAGGCAAAUGUGGACGCUGAGGGGGAAGAAGGCGAAGAGGACGGUGGAGUGAAAGACGAGGGAGAAGAAACCGCGACCUCUACGAUCAGUGCGAAGAAAAGCAGGGGUAAAGGGAAGAAACAAGAGAACGGGGUCAAAACCCCUCGGGGCCCUAUGCCCAAAAUAUCAGUGCCAAAGAAGGGUGGAGAGGUCAAUGGAUCGGGACAAAAGGUCAAGCAAACUGGGUUGGACUCCUUCUUCUCGAAGAAACCAGCCAUUGCUACCGCUGGCGUUAGAAGCAGCCCAAGAAAGAGAAAGGACGUCAAUCAAAACCUUGGAGGAGACGAGAUCAGUGGUACUUCCACACCCGUCAAUGGAGCUAAUGGGGGCGGUAGCGUGAGUGGUCGAAGCACCCCUAGCAGAGGUGCUAAGAGAAUCAAUGAAGGCGAAGAGGAGGUUAAGGGCAGGAAAAAGGUGAAGGUCUAA